UUAAAAAUUUAAAAUGGAAAUUGAAGACGAACAAAAAGAGAAUAAGCCAAUUAAUGCUAAAGCAUUUAAAGACUUAGUCCGAGCACUUGACUCAGAGGCAUCACAUACUUCUUUUGGGAUCCUACCUCUUUCAGUUGAAAAAACUGCGCCAAAUUACAGUUUUCCUCAUGCCAAAAAGGACGAUGGUGAUAAAGUAUUUAUCGAUCAAGAGAUGGCAAAGACGCAAUUCGCUAGCAAGCACUCUCCAGGCCCAGUUUAUGUUUAUGAAGAUGGAACUAAGUUUGAUAAUGCGCCUAAUUUUGGCUUUGGCUCUGGCCCUAAAAUGGAAGUCUCUAAGCCGAGGUAUGACUUCUAUGAAAAUGACAGAUUCAUUGACGAUCCUAUCGAAGCUGAUCACGCUCGGAAGAAGAAAUGCCUUGCUCCAAAAAUAGGCACUGAGCCUCGUAUGCCAGUGUCAUCUUAUUCUAAAACUCCUGGGCCAGAUUAUGAUGUUAAUCAGAAGCCUAACUCUAAGAGUUCUGAGAAAUUUAGCUUCGGAUACAGAAGACUCAAAGGAGAUCAGGAUAGCCUCAUCAAUAAAACCUCUACAACAAAGACUGUUGGUCCAGGAAGGUAUGUACCCGAGGCCUGUCCAAAUCCAAGCCAGAGGCAAGAUUAUCCCAAGUGGACUCUUCCGAAAGCAGGUAGAAACUUCGGAGAUGGCAAGAGACUUUCAAAGCACCAGACCUAUGACACAAGGUCAUCUGUGGGCAAACAAUACUUAUCAAAGAAUAAGUCUGGACCAUCAGCUCAUUUCGGUACAGGUAAUAGAAGCUCAAAGGUUGGCCAGUUCAGAGACUCAAUGACUGGCGCUAUGAAGGUCAGAAUGCCUCACGUGCCCUACUAGAAAGUUUCAUGAUAGCAAUA
Messenger RNA from Moneuplotes crassus, 906 nucleotides. The record is from the annotation of a GenBank genome assembly. NCBI's taxonomy places the organism in Eukaryota, Ciliophora, Spirotrichea, Euplotida, Euplotidae.